UCCACAGGGAGACCCUUGUGCAACACAGGAAAAGAGGAAGUCAGAUUGAUAAGGGAAGUGCUGGCCACAGGGGGUGGAGAUGGGAGGGCCACACUCUCCUCGGUCCGGUCCUCUGAAGGAGCUGGUCCCGCUCUCCGGACCACUCUGCCCAGAUCUCGCCUCUCCCGAGUCCCCAGGGCCCCUCCAGGAGUGGCUGUCCUGUGCUGAUGGCUCUGCCUGUCUCACAGCCUGGAGGAGAGCAGGCCAUGGGCUGGGUCCUGUUGCCAUUGCUGCUGCUGCCAUCAGUGUCCCUGCAAGCUGGUAACUCAGCAGGAUCCAGCAGAAAUGUCCUCCCCUUUGGGGUCAUUCAGCCAGCACACCUGUCUGCUCCCGUGGGUGGCUCCAUUGACAUCUCCUUCUCCUUCUAUCACCCCUGGAAGUUGGCAAAGGAUCCCCAAGUGAGGCUGUUCUGGCGAUGGAAGCACUUCCAUGGGAAAUUUUUCUACAACACAACCCCACCUUUCACCUGUAAGGGUUUUAAGAACCGGCUCUCCCUGAACUGGACAAAGGGUGAGACUUCCGGCUCCCUCAGAAUCCAGAACUUGCGGGCAGAGGAUCAGUCCGUGUACUUCUGCCGAGUCCAGCUGGACACACAGAGCGAUGGCACAGAGGUGUGGCAGUCCAUCGAGGGGACCAGAGUCACCGUCACCCCGGCUGUCAAGACCACCAUGUGGAGUCCCACCAGUGUAGCCUCUAAAGCCACCACACCCGGUCUCAACUACACAGAAAGAAAGAAGAACUCAAAGCGUGGGUCCCUGAGUCUGGGAGCAACAGUGGGGGUGGCAGUGGCUGCUGCCAUUGCACUCUUAACCAUGACUGUGGGGCUGACGGUCUUCUUUGGGUGGCAGAGGAAGAAAGGUCGGCAGACUAAAGCCCCAAGCCCUGCCAGAGAAUUCGCCCAAACCAGCGAGGAGAACUAUGAAAAUACUGGGAGUAAGGGAAAACAUAAAGAUGCUCAGCUGAACCCCAAGAAUGACAUUGUCUAUGCCUCCCUCCUCAAUUUGACCUCUCCAGGAGCACCUUCCUGCCACCCUUCCCAUGAGAGCACCCAGGAAGAGACACUGUACACUGUCCUAAAGACCUAAUGAGUGGGAGCCGGGCAUGGUGGUGCACGCCUGUAAUCCCAGCACUCGGUAGGCUGAGGCAGGAGGAUC
Fukomys damarensis (Damara mole-rat) is the source of this 1193-nucleotide messenger RNA. RefSeq names its product paired immunoglobin like type 2 receptor alpha (gene Pilra). The coding region runs from base 207 to 1124 and encodes 305 amino acids. Gene Ontology annotation, molecular function: MHC class I protein binding. NCBI's taxonomy places the organism in Eukaryota, Metazoa, Chordata, Mammalia, Rodentia, Bathyergidae. The transcript has 7 exons. The record is from RefSeq and is a predicted model, not a curated record.